Molecule: messenger RNA, 392 nt
Organism: Anastrepha ludens (Mexican fruit fly)
Lineage: Eukaryota; Metazoa; Arthropoda; Insecta; Diptera; Tephritidae
Exons: 2
Coding region: 21-329 (102 amino acids)
Source: RefSeq, a predicted model, not a curated record
UACUUCGUUGUGAUAGUCCAAUGGCGCGAAUAAAUAUUUGUUUGUAUUUGCUAAUUGGCGUGAUUUUAUGCCUUAAUCAAGUGCAGGCGCACCGGAUUACCCAGAUCCAGGACCAAAUCCCGCUCAUAAACCUCUCCAUGAUACAGAUGCUGAUUUUGCAAACAUUGAUGAUGCACAAGAUGAUCUGGCUGCCCGAGAUACCAUCGUCUCUGGCUGAUAGGCUCAGGGGAAAGUACCACGAAGGCGGACGUAUAUUUAGCGGAAUUCUAAACUCGAUUUUGAACUUUCCUCAGUUGGCUCGAUAUUGGUUUAAAGCGUUUCACGCAUAAAAUAUGUUAAUUGGAAUUGAAAAUUAUAAAAGCAGGCACUUAUUAAAAUAUUUCUUGAAUGAG